Molecule: messenger RNA, 1068 nt
Organism: Fusarium verticillioides 7600
Lineage: Eukaryota; Fungi; Ascomycota; Sordariomycetes; Hypocreales; Nectriaceae
Exons: 6
Coding region: 1-1068 (355 amino acids)
Biological process (GO): regulation of DNA-templated transcription
Molecular function (GO): zinc ion binding; DNA-binding transcription factor activity, RNA polymerase II-specific
Source: RefSeq, a predicted model, not a curated record
AUGCAUGUCACGGGCGCACGGUCGAGACGAGCUUGUGAUCGUUGUGCUCAUCUGAAGGCAAAGUGCGACUCUGGACGUCCCUGCCAUCGCUGUAUCUCUCAAGGUGUGAGCUGCGCCUACAAUGGCAAUUUAGAUCAGCACAACGGCACCUUGCAACAGCCCGCUUUAAACUCACCAGGUGCCUCUGAUGGUGGCCGUGGCAUUUCUUCUCCUCCUAGGACAAUAGCGAUUCCUCAAGCCUCACCACAGCGGUCAGUCGAGACUAGCGAUCUGCUGCCAGUGAUGACUGCUCAAGGUUCACGUGAAGAGUCUGGUUGGCUCAACGGUGAUUCCCACAACUUGCCGUGGGGCCUCGAUGUGCCCUCUUUGCCCCUGUUCCCACCAUUCGUUCUUGAUGGUGCGCCAGACGUCAUGCUUGAGCUUGAGCAGCUUGAUCCUAAAGGUUUAGAAUUAUCUUCUGGGAGGCUUAGCGAACCGGCCCUGAGUUUUCUGUCGCUGGAGCAGCCGGAUCCCUUGCAGGCAAAAUGCGGCGCGAUUCAGACCCUGCUCCAAGGGCCAGGGCCGGAGCUGCCAGAGAACGUUGUGACAAGGUCAAUUAACCGAGAAAACUUGCUGCAGGCGUUGCAACUCUUCAGCAGGAACUUCCAACAUCACAUACCCAUUCUUCAUGCUCCCACCUUUAACCUAGCAACUGCGUCGCCACUCCUCGUACUGGCGAUGUUCACUCACGAGAUUGACAUGAGUGAGCCUUCGCUAUCCUCAAUCCAAGCGAGCAUCGCCGCAUCUUCAGUUCUUGGAAGCUCGCAAGACGAAACUUCCCUCAUGGCCUUCCCGUUGUAUUUUGCGCGUAGCAUUUCUAUGGCGAAAAGGGCUGCGGUCUUUGACACAAGCCCUCUGAUAGAUUACAUAACAUUAACCGAAAAGACAUUCGACUGGCAUUUAUGGGUUGAGCGCGAGACUCGUAUCAGAAUCGCGAAUGUCUUGUUCAGCCAAGACGUGUCCAGCUGUAUCUUCAUGGGCACGGCGCCGACAUUCUCCCCGCUGGAUCUCGACAUCGAGCUUCCUUGA